AUGGGUUGUUCUGCAGCAAAAAAUGUUACUAUUGAACCCUUAAAUGGGCAUGCAGUUACAACAGAUAGCAAUUUAUCGAGAAAAAAUUCAAAGGCAAAUCCCGUUAUUACCAAAACUUCGUCCGAUCCUCCUUUAGAAAGUGAAGAACCACAGACCGAAGUUUUAGAAAAUAUCACCAUGAAUAAUGUACAAGAAACAACAAACGGGUUAUCUUUUGAUAUCGCCUUUCAAGAAGACGAUAAGGAUGACAGUAUAAUAAAAAAGCAUCCCCCAAAAAGGUUGCAAAAAUUUGAAGAACCGCCCGUAGCCAAUCCAGUCUCUUUGGAGCAAUUGAAAGAAAAAUUGGACGAGGCGGAAGAAAGGAGACAACAGAUAUUACAGCAAAGAAUGGAAUCUGCAAGAAAUUCUUUUCGGAAACAAUCGAGCAUUUAUUCAAUCGACGAAGUCGACAUGCAAAAACUUAUAGUUCCUGAGGAAGUACACGGACAAAUGAGCGAAACGGUCGUCUAUUCAGAAAAUUCGCACCACUGAUGUAACAAAUUAGACGACCACAAUAUAAAUUUUUAUACC
Molecule: messenger RNA, 570 nt
Organism: Agrilus planipennis (emerald ash borer)
Lineage: Eukaryota; Metazoa; Arthropoda; Insecta; Coleoptera; Buprestidae
Exons: 3
Coding region: 1-531 (176 amino acids)
Biological process (GO): regulation of microtubule polymerization or depolymerization
Source: RefSeq, a predicted model, not a curated record